This is a messenger RNA of Uranotaenia lowii, 1673 nucleotides long. RefSeq lists its product as uncharacterized. The transcript is spliced from 4 exons. Gene Ontology annotation, cellular component: chitin-based extracellular matrix. The record is from RefSeq and is a predicted model, not a curated record. Gene Ontology annotation, molecular function: structural constituent of chitin-based larval cuticle. Bases 330 to 1616 code for a protein of 428 amino acids. Lineage: Eukaryota; Metazoa; Arthropoda; Insecta; Diptera; Culicidae.
CGUUCGGUGGACUUCCGGAGAAAGAAGAAAAGUGCCAUUACGAAAAGUGCUCCACGCACUGGCAGUUGAGCUUUGAGGAUUUUUUUUUCGUCCCGUUCGCGUAUUUCGGGGAUCAGUUCGCGUGCGGUUUUAAAUUGUUUCUUUUUCGCGGGAAGAAUUGCUUUCAAGAUUGUCCUGUGAAGUGAAUUUUGUGAAUCAGUUGGGGUAUAAUUUCAAGUGGAAGAUCGUUGAACCUCUUGAAGUGAACCUGACAGGUUGAUUGAAGUUAAUUGUUCUGGGUGUUUAAAAACAAUAUUUGUGGUGUGUUAAGCAGUAGGAAAAGUUGCAAAAUGUUUUCCAAAACGGUGUUGUUCUUCGCUACCAUUGCAAUCGCCUGCACGUAUGCAACGCCAGCGAACUCGAUCGGUUCUUCAGCUCCGAAAAAUCAUCGCACGGCAAAGUUCGUACGUGAGUUUUCGCCAAACAUCGACUUGCAACGAUUGCAGACGGCCGAUUUUCCCUCCUACAAUAUUCCCGAACCUUAUGGUCCUGGUACGUACGCUUUUGGGUACGAAAUUCACGACCCCGAUAGUGGGAAUGUUCAGUUUCGAGACGAGGAAAAACUUCCCAAUGGGACGGUGAAGGGAUCUUUCGGGUACAUGCAACCGGAUGGAAGCGUUAUCAUCACCCGGUUUGUGGCGGAUUUGUUCGGCUAUCGGGCCAACACCGAAAUAAAACAACCGGAUGGACAAGUAUUGGCAUCGGUUCCAUCGCGCUCCCAAUCGGAAACUCUCAAAGGUCAAGGCAGCGCUCCCGAGCCCAUGGUCACAGCCGGUGCUGUUCAAUAUCCAACGAUUAUGCUUCCACCGACCUACAACCCAGUACUGAACCCAAACUUUAUUGAUCCUCAAUACACCAACGCCAUCCUGAGUCAUAUUCGCAAUCAACAAUUCUACCCUUCGCAAGGUUUGGUGCAGUAUCCAUAUGGAAUCCCAACAAUGACCCAGUUACCAUACGGAGGACAACCCUUGGUACCCACUUUCUACGAUACGCCCACGAAUGGAAACUUUUUCUCCACCCUCGUCAAUCAAUUCCCGACGAGCUUGGUACCUUCGAACUUCUACAACAACCUGCAGACCAGUUUCCCGAAUGUCCUGCCUCAGCAAAACCCAUUCAGCACCAUUGCUACCAAUUUCCAAAGUGGCUAUCAACAAUUUGCCCAAAACAAUCCUUUCAAUGGAUUCAUCAACAACGCCCAAUCUCAGCUUCAACAGUUUUACCCGCAGCAAAAUCCGUUCGCCGGAUGGUUUGGCCAGAAUCCCCCGAAAGGCCCGCAAUCCCAGGUCUAUCUGCAGCAAACACCUGGCGGCAGUGGUGCCAUCUACUCGGAAAGUGGAAUCCCAUCCGGAGUUUAUGGGGAUAUGCCGCUGAUGAUGGGGAACAUGAUGGGAAACCGAAUUCCUACCACCAAACGUCGCAUUACCGGAACCACCAAGCGGAAAAAUGGCUACAAAACCCGCGAUGGAACCGAUUGGUUGGAUGAGUUCCUGGAAACCCGGAAGGCAGAGGUUAUCUACGGAGUGACGACUGCGAUGCCGGAGGAGGCGAAGAAGACCACCACCGGGGGAAGCAGUUGAUCGGGGGAGGAUUGGAUUGGAUUGUCUAACUUAUUUAUUUAUUUGAAAUUUUGAAUU